Messenger RNA from Purpureocillium takamizusanense, 4394 nucleotides. RefSeq lists its product as uncharacterized. The transcript has 2 exons. The record is from RefSeq and is a predicted model, not a curated record. NCBI's taxonomy places the organism in Eukaryota, Fungi, Ascomycota, Sordariomycetes, Hypocreales, Ophiocordycipitaceae. The coding region runs from base 1 to 3987 and encodes 1328 amino acids. Gene Ontology annotation, molecular function: protein binding.
AUGGAGCAGUGGUCCUCCUCCUCCUCCCCCGCCAUCGUCUCCGCCGCCGCAGAACAAGCGCACGCCUUCCCCUACGUGCCGACACAGAUCCUCACCCCCAGCGCCUGCGUCAACCAGUCGUCCUGCCGCGGCCGCGACGUCGCCUACGUCUUCAGCCCGUCAUCGUCGACGUCGCGCGACGGCGUGCGCUUCCUCGCCCUCAACUACUCCUCGGGCAUCGACGCCGGCGCGGAGCCCAAGCCCGUGUCCACCACCGCAUCCUUGCCCUUUCUCCAAGACGCCGAGUCGGCGACGACGGCCUUUGGCGCGGCGCGGGCGGCUAGUGGCGAGGUGCUCGUCUUUGCCGGCGCGUGCGACGGUCCCGGCGGCGACGUCUGGAGCUACACACCCGGCGGCAACAAUGGCGACGACAAGGACGUCAAGUGGCAGCGGAGGACGACGACGAGGAAACAAGGAGGGGCGGCGGGAGGAAGCACGCAGGGACCAUACUUUCUGGGCGGAACGCUCGCCUUCUCGUCCAAGCUGGCGCCCACCAUGGACGAGCCGACGCUUUACACGUACGGCGGCAUGUGCGCGCCGCCGUCGACGUCAACGGCCAAGACGCAGGACUGGCAGUCCAACGCAAACUACACCAAGACGAUGAUGAGCCUCUCCCCGGCAGCCGCGCAGGAUGGCGGCUACAAUCUGGGCGUGGCGUCUGUGCUAGGCCCGCGCUCGCCCUUUGCGGGCUUCUCGGUGACGCAGCUGCCGCCCUCGGUGACCAACAUAUCGGGGACCGUGACGCAGCAGGCGAGCUUCGUGUUUCUCGGCGGGCACACGCAGUGGGCCUUUAUCAACAUGAGCACGGCGGCCGUCUGGAGCCUGCCCGAGGAGACGUGGUCGUACGUCAACGUGCAGCCGCCGUCGCCACCGCCAUCGACGGCCGCGGGUGAGAUUAGGAAGGAGAAGAAGGCGGCAGUGGCGACGACACCAGACAACGUGUACAGCCGGUCGGGCCACACGGCGGUGCUCAGCGAGGACGGCGGCUCCGUCGUUGUACUCGGCGGCUGGGUCGGCGACGUGGGCACGCCGGCGGAGCCGCAGCUCGCGGUGCUCGAGAUGAGCCAGGCGUACAGCUCCUGGCGAUGGCGCAUCCCCGAGACGCAGCCGGAGAGCGGCAUCUACGGCCACGGCGCGGCGAUGCUGCCCGGCAACGUCAUGGUCGUGUAUGGCGGGUGGGAGACCAAGAACAUAACCACGACGACGACGAAGCAGAAGCGCCAAGACGCCCCCGCGACGGCAUCGUCGCUGCGCUUCUUGAACCUGACGUCCAUGGCGUGGACCUCGUCGUACACGAACCCCCACGCGGCAGGGAGAGGCGGCGGCGGCGACGACGAGUCCCACGACGCACCCGGGUCGGACGGAUCAUCAAAGUCACGGCGCCUCGGGCUCGGGCUCGGGCUGGGGCUGGGCCUCGCGCUGCUACUCGGCGUCGUCUUCGGGUUCCUGCUCUGGCGCAUGCGGCAGCGGCGGAAGCAGGCGCGGCACGACGAGGCGGUGCGGGCCAUGGCCGAGGACGCGCGACACUUCCUCCACGACGGUGACAUGAUGGAGCGCGACGACUUUCUCUUUGGCUGGGGCGGCCAGCGGGACUGGCGUACCGGCGGCCAGCAGCAGCAGGGAGGCGACGGGCGGUCGCUGGGAUACGAGAGCCUCCGGGGCGCCGCCGGAGGAGCGGGAGGACGGGCCUCGCUCGACGCCGGCUCGAGUUCCAUUGCCCGGAAGCCCCUGGCCGGCGGAGGCGCCACCCGAGGCAUGAUGAUGCGCAAUGGCUAUCAGCCGGCGCUGCCUGCGGACGGUGGGCGAUUCAGCGGCACGUUCGCGUCGCCACCGGGCGUCAUCCAUCCGAUCCUCGAGGACGACGAGGACGAGUACUACGGCCAUGACGAGCAGCACGAGAACGAGCACGAGCAUGCGAAUCUGGCGUCGGCAGCAGCAGCGGCGCCGCUGACGCCCACCUCGGAGGCGCACUCGGAUCCCUUCGCCACGCCCGUCACGGCCACGGCGCCGCCCGUCAUCUUCUUCCCCACGACGGCGGCGGCGGCGACGGGGGGCGGCCUCCGGACGUCGAGCCCGGACAGCAGGGGCAGCAACAACAGCAGUCCCGUCCGGCGCACCGAUCCGGAUGUCCAGGACUGGGUGUCGGACGUGGACGCCGCGGACGCGCUGCUCGCGCGAUACAGCUCGACUCGCCAGCAGCAUCAGCAGCAGCAACAGCAGCAACAGCAGCAGUCAUCGUCGUUGCUGCAGCAGGGCCGCGUGUCGCCAACGCGCCGCGGAUCGAAUCGCUCGACCCUCACACUCGGCCUGCGCGACGACGACUCGCGCACCGGCUCCAACCUGUCCGAGUCGGCGCGCAGUGCGGCCGACAGUCUGCGCCGCUCCGCCUCGGGUCGCCGCUCCGGAGGCUUCCUCCUCGGUCUCGGCCUCGGCGGCGGCGGUGAGCACUCCAAGCCCGGGAGCAGCUCCUCGAGCAGCUACAACACGGCGCGGUCCGGCUUUGGCGCGCUGCAGGCCGAGGCGCCGGGCCUGCUCAUGGGUAGCAGUGGCGGCGGCGCUCGAACGACGGCACCGGCCAGCCCGACGGGAUGGGGAGGCGGCGCGGCGACCGGAGACCACAACAACGACGAUGACGACGAGUACGCGCUCCCGCCCGGCUCGCCGUCCAAGUCCAAGCCACCGUCGCGGCGCACGUGGCUGGGCUCGCUGCGGCGCGUCUUCUCCGGCAGCGGCAGCGGCAGCAGCGGCGCGUCGCCGGCCAGCGCAUCUCGCGAGGAGCUCGACUCUCACCAACACCAUCAGUACCAGCAGGCUAGCAGCGGUGCCGCGCUGAUGACGGCCGGCGCGGGGGCGCUGAGCGGCGAGCUGCUCCGCCGGAAGCAGGGCCGACAUGACUGGCAGGACUCGGGCGACGAGGGCGGUGGCGGUAGCAGCACGGUCGGUAUGGGAGCAGCAGGGAGAAGAGGAAGAAGAAGCGAGCACCACGGCGGCGACGACGACGACGGGGCGCGAGAAAAGGACGAGUGGGAUAUCGAGCGGGCGGUGGAGCAGCGGCUGGUGCAGGUCAUGUUCACGGUGCCUAAGGAGCGCCUGCGCGUGGUCAACGCCGCCGCGGACGACGGCGACGACGAUAACGAGGAUGAUGAUGAUAAUGGUGGUGCGGACAACCGGGCGUUGGGCAAGCCGCCCGUGACGGUGACGGCUCAGCAGCGCGGCCAGGAACACGUCGCCCCAGCCGAGGCGUUGCGGGAGCCGCACGUCGCGGAGCUGGUCGACCCGUCGAGCACGGACACGAGCACGCCGACGACGACGACGACCAAGUCUUCGCUGCGCUCGGCGGCGUCGCGAGAGGGCGGGUUGCGGCUAGCAGGCGAGCAGCAGCAACGGCAGGAGGAGGGCGGCGAUGCCACCACCGCCACGCAGAGAGAUGUCGGCACACCAGGCGCCGCGGGUGAUGCUGCCAACAUGACCGCCAUCGUCGUCGAUACGAGCAAGGACGUUGGUGGCGUUGAAGACAAGAACGACAAGCACGAUCACCAUCAUCAUCAUCACGACCAUAACGACGAGAAAGACGACGAAGAUGAAGACGUCCACGACAGCAGCUUCCUCAGCGGCAUCGGCAGCGGCGACGGCGGCAGCGCGCGGGCCAAGCAUCAGAGCCACGCCGGCACCGUCAGCAGCGGCGGCGGCGACUACCUAGGCGUGAUGGACGGGACGACGACCAUGUCGAACCCGCGCCUGUCGCACUCGACGGACGGGUCGUCGUGGCGCGGAGACCGGUCGUCGGGCGUCUUCAUGACGGCCGAGGCGGUGACGUUUGAGCGCCCGCGGAUGCGCAUGACGCGCGUGCGCGACAUGGUGGACCGGUACGAGACGCGCAGCGCCGAGGCGAGUCCCGUGCGGAGCCAGGCGGACAGCCCGACGAGGGGGACGCACCGCUCGUCAUGAUGGGGAAACAAAGGGGGGGUGGGUGGUGGUGUUCAACACCACACUGGAGUUUUCAUGCUGUUGCUGUUGCUGCUGCUUUUUCUGGUUCUCCGUUUACGAAAUGCUUUGUGUGCAGAGAGAGGGGAGUGAGUGGCCCACGCGCGGUUCACUCGCGGGCGGUUUGCCUGGCAUUUGGUCAAUACGGCGAGUGAGUUUCACGGUUUCUUCAUUUUUUAUACCACGAUAUUGUCCCUGUGGUGGAGAAAGAGAGGUGGUGUGUUUAUUUGCCCCUCCUUCUUGGGGGCAGGGAGCAAAAGGAAGGGGUAUGUAUACACGCGCGCGCAAACGGCUUUGGGGAUGGGAAUCAAAGGUCUAUAUUCGUGCAUGUACGUAUGUCUAUAUGUAUUGCAUGUAUGUAUGUUUGCGAG